AUGUGUCAAACAGACAGCUUUAUCGACCUUGCGCGAAACCGUCGCACUAUCUACAAACUCGGCAGUAACAGCCCGGUCCCCGAUGCCAAGAUCAAGGAGCUCCUGCACGCUGCCAUCGAGCACGUCCCCAGCGCCUUCAAUACCCAGUCAACGCGGCUCGUGUCCCUGCUUCACGACGACCACCGGAAGUUCUGGGAUAUUGUGAUCGAGACCUUUGCCGGGCUGGUGAAGUCUGGGAGAAUCCCCGAAGAGCUGUUCCAGAAGCAGACCCGUCCGAAGUUGGAGGGUAUGAAGGCUGGGGUUGGAACGAUUCUCUUCUACGAGGACCCUUCGCACAUAGCUCCAUUCUCAGAGAAAUUCCGUACCUACAAAGAUCAUUUCCAACCCUGGGCAGAGCACUCGAACGCGAUGCACCAGUAUUUCCUCUGGGCGGGACUGGAAUCCUUAGGCUUUGGUGCCAACCUCCAACAUUAUAACCCCCUCAUCGAUGCUCCUGUUGCCAAGGAGUGGGACGUUCCAUCUGACUGGCGUUUGAUCGCACAGCUUGUGUUUGGAUCACGCGAGGGGGAGGCAGGAGAGAAGGCCCAGAAGCCCAUUGAAGAUCGCCUUAAAAUUUAUGGCAGUGCUUGA
Messenger RNA from Aspergillus ochraceoroseus IBT 24754, 630 nucleotides. Its product is annotated as nitroreductase family protein. Lineage: Eukaryota; Fungi; Ascomycota; Eurotiomycetes; Eurotiales; Aspergillaceae. The record is from RefSeq and is a predicted model, not a curated record. The transcript has 3 exons. The coding region runs from base 1 to 630 and encodes 209 amino acids. Gene Ontology annotation, biological process: cellular response to oxidative stress.